GCAGUUCAAAGAAUGAGGGGGAUGGAGAGGAGGCGAGGAAGCGUGGGCGUGCAUGGCCAGUGACAGUUACUGCGCCUGCGCACAGGAGGCGGCGGCGGCUGCUGCUGCUCGGGGACUGUCGAAGAAUCAAGUAAAUAGAGAACUUGGAAUCACAACGGUUCGUGACGUCACCUGCUAUGCCAGCGCGAGCCUGAGAGAGGCGGGAACCCGCCGGCGCCCGGAUAGGGAGAGAGCACGGCUGUGUAUGUGUGUCCGCCGCCAUAUGGGCUUGUAUACACUCCAAACCGGGGUACAUCUCUGUCCCGUCAGAGUCGCCUGCUCUCGGCGCACGAAGGGGUUAAGGCCGGAGUUGUUGUGAGCUUUUGGCAGUGUGAAGAGGGGGGCUCCUCUGGUGACUGAGGCCGCAACCAAUCGGCGAGCCGCUCCCCCUCCCCCUCCUCCCCUCCCAGGAGCGGUGCAGCUGAGGAAGGCGAGAGAAGGAUCGCUGCACCGAGAGUGAUUCCUCCUCCUCCUCCCGGGAUCCAGGGCGUAGUGUGCAUGUCUCACGCCGGACUUCGCAUCAGCCAAGGCGGAGGGCGCCGCCGCCGCCCAGCUCCCCGAGGCUGAGUCCCCGCUCUGCGCAGUCACCCCCGGAGUCUCCCGCACGGCCAGCGCCCGCCAGUCUCCCUCGGAUCUGUGUGGAUUGCUCGUUACUGCUAUGUCAUCCGCCACGGUGGCCGCCUCCCGGAGACAGUCCUGCUACCUGUGCGACCUGCCCCGCAUGCCCUGGGCCAUGAUCUGGGACUUCACGGAGCCCGUGUGCCGGGGCUGCGUCAACUACGAAGGCGCCGACCGCAUCGAGUUUGUUAUCGAGACCGCCCGACACCUAAAGAGGGCGCACGGCUUCCAGGAGGGCCGGUCCCCGGGGCCCCCGUCCUCGUCGUCCGCCGCCUCCUCCUCCGUCAAGCCGCAGCUCACCGUGAAGGAGAUGGCGCAGAUAGGGCACACUGUGGGGGCCCCCGAGGGUGUCUCCCGGGCCUCGCAGCCGCCACCGCCGCAGUGCCUGGACCGCUACCCGCUGGUGUCUGAGCGGCCGCCGCCCCGCCUGGGCUCGGAUUACAGCGUUGGGCGCCAGGUGAACGGCCUCCUGCUCCCCAAUGGUUUCCCCAAGCCGGACGACCCCCCGGAGCUGAACCGCCAGAGCCCCAAUUCCCGCAGGACUAGCGCCGUCCCCCCCUCCCUGGGCGCCCUGAUGAAUGGCUCCCCGAUGGGCGGCCGCGCUCCUCCUCUGGGGAUCUCCGCCGCCUCGCUGGUGGCCGCAGCUGCCGCCACGACCUCUGCGGAUAUGGGGAACAAGCGGCCGGGCUCGGUGUCCAGCAGCGAGCACGACGGCAAGGAGAAGCACCGGGCGGACAGUUACUCCGAGCUGGCGGAGAGCCACAAGGGCCGGCCGGAGGAAUGGAUCAACAAGCCCAAGACGGUGCGGGACACCCUGAUGGCCAUGCAGCACAACCACUCGCCCUACGACGCCAAGUUCAAGAAGGAUCCCGGCGCUGGCAGGGCCCUUGGCUUUGAUGCCGGCAACCCUGCACCGAAAUCAGGUGCCCGUGCAGCAAGGAAGCGAAAAACUUCUCCAGAACCAGAGCAGGAAGGAAGUUCAGUUAAGAUGAAUGGAGAAGGGCAGUCAUGGUUGCCAGCAGCAGACUGUCUUAAAAUUUCAACAAUGACUAAUUCAUCAUUUAUGUCUCCACCUUCUACUGUAUCCCCUCAUUCCAACCGUACCACACCACCGGAAGCUGCACAAAAUGGGCAGUCGCCAAUGGCUGCUUUAAUAUUGGUGGCUGAUAACGCUGGUGGUAAUCAUGCUUCAAAAGAUGCUAACCAGGUUCAUUCUACAACUAGGAGAAAUAGUAACAGUCCACCAUCACCUUCCUCUAUGAACCAAAGAAGAAUGGCAGCGAGGGAUGUGCCAAGUCAACUUCCUAGUGGUGGAACCUCAUCCCAUGGAGGAUUGGAACAGGCACACCCCCAAAGCAUUCCUGAUUCUUCCAUACCAAACAGUAUACCAUUGUGCUGCACUCUUUGCCAUGAGCGUCUUGAGGACACACACUUUGUACAGUGCCCUUCAGUACCUUCUCACAAAUUUUGUUUUCCGUGUUCAAGGCAAAGUAUUAAACAGCAAGGAUCAUCUGGAGAGGUAUAUUGCCCAAGUGGGGAAAAAUGUCCCCUGGUGGGAUCAAAUGUACCAUGGGCCUUCAUGCAGGGAGAAAUUGCCACAAUUCUUGCUGGGGAUGUAAAAGUGAAAAAGGAGAGAGACUCUUGACUUUUUUUUUUUUUUUUUGUGCUUCGUAGCCAUCAUAAUCUCUUACUAAACCUCUUACAGUGUGUGUGAUUAUUGAGAUAUAUAUAUAUAUAUAUAUAUAUAUAUAUAUAUAUAUAUAUAUAUAUAUAUAUAUAUAUAUAUAUAUAUAUAUAUAUAUUAGUAUAUCACACACACAAUGUAGACUGCAUAAACAUGGCUGUAUAAUUUUUAAUUUUUGAAUACAUUGUGUUUCUAUUUUUGAAAACAAAGGUAUGUACUGAUCAGAAAGGUAUUCUUUGCUAAUGUUAUUUGCAAGUAUUUGUUCUUAUCCAGUGACAGUUACUGUUCAGUGUAGGCUGUGACUUGAGAUGCUUUUUAGAGCACUUGGAAAAACAGAAAUGCUUUUAGCUGUAUUUGUAUGCACUUGUUAAAAAUGCCAAAUACAUUUUAUGACAUUGUAAAUUGUCUCUGGUUACUCAUUUUCUUUGAGAUUAAGCUUUUUUAAUUGUAAAAUUUAUUGAUGUAACUUGAACCACUGGGUGAUGUUUAUUAAAAAAAAAUACUGUUCACCAAA
Molecule: messenger RNA, 2855 nt
Organism: Pseudophryne corroboree (corroboree frog)
Lineage: Eukaryota; Metazoa; Chordata; Amphibia; Anura; Myobatrachidae
Gene: IRF2BP2
Product: interferon regulatory factor 2 binding protein 2
Exons: 2
Coding region: 698-2302 (534 amino acids)
Biological process (GO): regulation of transcription by RNA polymerase II
Cellular component (GO): nucleus
Molecular function (GO): transcription corepressor activity
Source: RefSeq, a predicted model, not a curated record